This is a messenger RNA of Alnus glutinosa, 3170 nucleotides long. Its product is annotated as pantothenate kinase 2. Bases 247 to 2979 code for a protein of 910 amino acids. Gene Ontology annotation, biological process: coenzyme A biosynthetic process. Gene Ontology annotation, cellular component: nucleus; cytosol. The transcript has 23 exons. Lineage: Eukaryota; Viridiplantae; Streptophyta; Magnoliopsida; Fagales; Betulaceae. Gene Ontology annotation, molecular function: pantothenate kinase activity; ATP binding. The record is from RefSeq and is a predicted model, not a curated record.
AGGAGAUACCAAAAUCAACCAUCAUUGCCAACUACCAAGUUCAAUAAAGAUAAUUACAUAACCUGGUUAACGAACCAGUUUGUAACACAAACACAAUCUAUAUUUUCCGUGUGUUACCCAAAAAAGAAUCAUCAAAAGCUGUCCUCACUCAUUUAAGGCAAUUGACCAAAAAGGCCUCUGACCAAAGACGGUUGGGGGUUGGGUUAGGCAGCUAGCUAGCUGGGCGGUGAGAAAUUUUGGAGUAUAAUGGCUACCCAAACGGAGGACCCAGUUCUUGGAAUUGACGGUAUAAAGGGUGAGGAAGAGAAUAACAAGCCUAUAGACAAAGUGGUGGGGUUGGUAGGAGAGGAGGGUGGUCAGGGUGAGAGAGAUAUGGCCCCUUCCGCCGGCAAUUUGAUGCACCGGUCGGGUUCCAGGCCUCAGCUUGACCUAAGCAAGGCUGCAAUUCAAGGGAAUUUUGAGGAGACGAAUCCCACAAUUCUGUUGCCUAAUCAGUCUGAUGACAUAUUCCAUCUGGCUCUUGACAUUGGAGGAUCACUCAUCAAGUUGGUCUACUUUUCAAGACAUGAGGAUCAAGCAAUUAAUGAUAAGAGGAAGAAGACUGUGAAGGAGAGAUUAGGGAUCUCCAAUGGUAAUAGAAGAAGCUACCCUAUUCUUGGUGGGAGGCUUCAUUUUGUGAAGUUUGAAACGAGCAAGAUUAAUGACUGCUUAGACUUUAUCUAUUCCAAGCAGCUUCACCAUGGUGGAAUGGAUUCGCUUUGGCAUUCUGAGCUCCCAGCCAAUGACAAUGCUGUAAUCAAGGCCACAGGUGGUGGGGCAUACAAGUAUGCUGACCUCUUCAAGGAAAGGCUUGGGGUUAGUCUGGACAAAGAAGAUGAAAUGAAUUGUCUUGUGGCCGGAGCAAAUUUUUUGUUGAAGGCCAUUCGCCAUGAAGCUUUCACACACAUGGAGGGUCAGAAAGAGUUUGUGCAGAUUGAUCAUAAUGAGUUAUUUCCUUAUCUUCUUGUUAAUAUUGGAUCUGGUGUUAGUAUGAUCAAGGUUGAUGGGGACGGGAAGUUUCAGCGGGUUAGUGGAACAAAUGUUGGUGGUGGUACUUAUUGGGGCUUGGGAAAGCUGUUAACAAAGUGCAAGAGUUUUGAUGAGUUGCUAGAGCUGAGUCAAAGGGGAGAUAAUAGUGCCAUAGAUAUGCUUGUUGGAGACAUUUAUGGUGGUAUGGAUUACUCUAAGAUUGGUCUCUCGGCAUCAACUAUUGCUUCUAGUUUUGGCAAGGCUAUUUCAGAAAACAAGGAGCUUGAGGACUACAGACCUGAAGAUAUAUCCCUCUCUCUCUUGCGAAUGAUUUCUUAUAAUAUUGGUCAGAUAUCUUACUUGAAUGCACUACGAUUUGGGAUAAAGCGAAUAUUUUUUGGGGGAUUUUUUAUCAGGGGUCACGCUUACACCAUGGACACUAUCUCCUUUGCAGUUCAUUUCUGGUCAAAAGGAGAAAUGCAAGCCAUGUUCUUGCGGCAUGAAGGGUUUCUGGGAGCUUUAGGGGCAUUCAUGAGCUAUGAGACGCACGGUCUUGAUGUAUUGAUGGCCCAUCAGUUAGUUGAAAGGUUCCCGAUGGGUGCACCAUACACAGGAGGAAAGAUUCAUGGCCCACCACUUGGGGAUUUGAAUGAGAAGAUUUCAUGGAUGGAGAAGUUUGUGCAGAAGGGAACUGAGAUUACUGCCCCGGUACCUAUGGCUCCACCUGGAACUACUGGACUUGGAGGGUUUGAAGUUCCUUUAUCCAAAGGAGGUAUUCUGCGUUCUGAUGCCAGUGCUCUAAAUGUUGGUGUUCUUCAUCUGGUUCCCAGUUUAGAGGUGUUUCCAUUAUUGGCUGACCUGAAAAUGUAUGAGCCUAACACUAUUGAUCUCUCGGAUCACAGCGAGUUAGAGUAUUGGUUUACUGUGCUGUCAGAGCAUUUGCCAGACCUUGUUGAUAAGGCAGUAGCAAGUGAAGGCGGAACUGAUGAUGCUAAAAGAAGGGGUGAUGCUUUUGCUCGUGCGUUUUCUGCGCAUCUGGGAAGGUUGCUGGAGGAGCCUGCAGCAUAUGGAAAGUUAGGCUUAGCCAAUCUAUUGGAACUGAGGGAAGAGUGCUUGAGGGAGUUCCAAUUUGUUGAUGCCUAUAGAAGUAUAAAACAGAGGGAGAAUGAGGCGUCACUUGCUGUUUUACCUGACCUGUUAAUGGAGCUAGAUAGCAUGAGCGAGGAAAUAAGACUGCUAACUCUAAUUGAAGGUGUCCUUGCUGCGAACAUUUUUGACUGGGGAGCCCGUGCCUGUGUGGAUCUCUAUCAUAAAGGAACAAUCAUUGAAAUUUAUAGAAUGAGUCGCAAUAAAAUGCAAAGACCUUGGCGGGUUGAUGAUUUUGAUGUCUUUAAAGAGAGAAUGUUAGGGUCUGGAGACAAGAAGCCUGCUCCACAUAGAAAAGCUUUACUCUUUGUGGACAACGCAGGUGCUGAUGUUGUUCUAGGGAUGCUUCCCCUUGCAAGGGAACUCCUUCGACGUGGAACUGAAGUUGUUUUGGUUGCAAACUCUCUCCCUGCUCUAAAUGAUGUAACCGCUAUGGAGCUUCCCGACAUUGUAGCUGAGGCUGCCAAGCAUUGUGACAUUCUUCGCAGAGCUGCUGAAGCAGGAGGCUUACUCGUGGAUGCAAUGAUCAAUAACUUAGAUGGUUCCAAAGAAAAUUCAUGUUCGGUUCCAUUGAUGGUCGUUGAGAAUGGGUGCGGGAGUCCAUGCAUUGACUUAAGGCAGGUCAGCUCUGAGCUAGCUGCUGCUGCCAAAGAUGCUGAUUUGAUUAUUUUAGAAGGUAUGGGUAGAGCUCUACACACCAACUUCAAUGCUCGGUUUAAAUGUGAUGCCUUGAAGCUUGCAAUGGUGAAGAACCAGAGGUUGGCAGAGAAAUUGAUUUAUGGAAACAUAUACGACUGUGUUUGUCGAUAUGAACCAGCCAGAUGAAAGCCUCUGUUCACAAUGUGAGAGGGGAAAAGUCGGUGGUAGAAACAUGGCUCCAACGUAUCACAUCCAUACCUAUUUUACCCACACACAAUACUUUACAUUUUGCUAUGAACUGUUCAAGUAUUGUCCCAAAUAUGUCGAGUGAUAUCCGUUAUUUGUUAUAUGGUAUAAAUUUUACGGUGCCACCUUCA